CCCGCAGGCCCCGCCCCGCUCCCGUGAGCUGAACACCCCAUAUCCGGGUUCCCGCCGCUGCCGCCCCGCUCAUUCAGCCUGACCGGGAGUGGUGUGGUUCCCGACCAAAAUGGCGACCGUGGGGCGAGUCGGCUCGUUCGGUUCCUCUCCACCGGGAUUAGCCUCGGCUUAUACCAGCGGCCCCUUGGCCAACGAACUCGCGUCGGGCAACGGCGGCGCUGCAGCCGGCGACGACGAGGACGGGCAGAAUCUUUGGUCCUGCAUCCUCAGCGAGGUCUCCACCCGCUCGCGCUCCAAGCUCCCGGCGGGGAAGAACGUGCUGCUGCUAGGUGAAGAUGGAGCUGGAAAAACAAGCUUAAUAAGAAAAAUUCAGGGAAUAGAGGAGUACAAGAAAGGAAGAGGAUUGGAAUAUUUGUACUUAAAUGUACAUGAUGAAGACAGGGAUGAUCAAACAAGAUGUAAUGUAUGGAUCUUAGAUGGAGACCUUUAUCACAAAGGGCUCCUUAAAUUUUCAUUGGAUGCCAUGUCUCUGAAGGACACUCUAGUUAUGUUUGUCGUUGAUAUGUCAAAGCCUUGGACUGCUUUGGAUUCUUUACAGAAGUGGGCAAGUGUUGUUAGAGAACAUGUUGACAAAUUGAAAAUCCCUCCUGAAGAGAUGAAAGAAAUGGAACAAAAGCUGAUUAGAGACUUCCAAGAAUAUGUAGAGCCAGGAGAAGACUUUCCAGCCUCUCCUCAGAGAAGAAACACCGCAUUGCAGGAAGACAAAGACGACAGUGUAGUUUUACCUCUGGGUGCAGAUACACUUACACAUAACUUGGGCAUUCCAGUCCUUGUAGUUUGCACAAAGUGUGAUGCCAUUAGUGUAUUGGAGAAAGAACAUGACUACAGAGAUGAACAUUUCGAUUUUAUCCAGUCACACAUCCGGAAGUUUUGUUUACAGUAUGGUGCAGCACUUAUUUACACUUCAGUAAAAGAAAAUAAAAAUAUAGACUUAGUAUAUAAAUACAUCGUUCAGAAACUAUAUGGAUUUCCUUAUAAGAUUCCUGCUAUUGUUGUGGAAAAGGAUGCAGUAUUUAUUCCAGCAGGGUGGGAUAAUGAUAAGAAAAUAGGAAUAUUACAUGAAAACUUUCAAACAUUGAAAGCAGAAGAUAAUUUUGAAGACAUCAUAACUAAACCACCUGUCCGAAAGUUUGUGCAUGAGAAGGAAAUUAUGGCAGAAGAUGAUCAAGUAUUUCUUAUGAAGUUACAGUCCCUUUUAGCAAAGCAGCCACCAACUGCAGCUGGAAGGCCUGUGGAUGCCUCACCAAGAGUCCCUGGAGGCUCGCCUAGAACACCAAACAGAUCUGUGUCAUCCAAUGUUGCCAGUGUGUCACCCAUCCCUGCUGGGUCAAAAAAAAUUGAUCCAAACAUGAAAGGUAUAUCUCUUUCUUAGAGAAAAUAACACAAU
Molecule: messenger RNA, 1447 nt
Organism: Ictidomys tridecemlineatus (thirteen-lined ground squirrel)
Lineage: Eukaryota; Metazoa; Chordata; Mammalia; Rodentia; Sciuridae
Source: RefSeq, a predicted model, not a curated record